Molecule: messenger RNA, 399 nt
Organism: Mollisia scopiformis
Lineage: Eukaryota; Fungi; Ascomycota; Leotiomycetes; Helotiales; Mollisiaceae
Exons: 1
Source: RefSeq, a predicted model, not a curated record
GGCAGCACUCCAGCAGAAGCUCGUGCCAAUGGCUGCAAACUCCAAACCUGGAGCUACACAUGGGUUCCUGAGCCAUGUUUCGAUCCUGAGUUGGCGGAGGAGUUUAUUGCAAUUCAUGAGAAAGACGACCUGCCAUACUACGCUGACAGGAAUGGCACUGAAGUUGUGGAUUUCGAUACUGUGUAUACAGGCGAGCUGGAAGUUCUUUACACGGUGUGGGGAUCGCAUUUUUGGCAUUGCGCAUUUUUGAUGAGGAAAUUCUACCGGGGACAGGCGGGAUUGACUGUGGCGAGUUUAGAUUAUGAGCAUGUUGAGCAUUGUCAAAUGUGGUUGACUGACCCAUUUCGGUAUGACUGGAGGCGGGUCAAUACAAAGGCUGUGUUGUAUUAUGGUAGCUGU